ACUUGUUAGGAACUGGAACUGAGAUGAAAGAGGGAACGGCAAAGAGUAAGGAGUAUAAGCGAAAGGAAGGAGUUGAUCUCGUCCCUGCAUUGAGAUCCCAAGGAUGGCCAAAGGUGGCAAGGGAAUGGAUCAAAAGAGACCGUAAAUGGCCUUCCCCUGAAAUUGUCGACAAGGUCAUUCAGGAGGGGUACCACAUGGUUGUUAAGCCCCCAAAGAAUGGCGAUUCUGAAUGCUACUUCAGAAUAUCCUUUUCCCAUGCUGAAUUCUUGUUAAGCCAAGAGAUGAACGAAGUCCAACGGGAGUGUUAUCGUUGUCUGAAAAAAAUUCACCGCGCUCAUCUUUCCAAGCGGGCGGGCUUAGUGACAUUUCAUUCGAACGCGGGCUUAGUGACAUUCCAUUUGAAGAACAUCUUUCUGCAAACGAUCGAAGAGACCGGUGCCGAGAUGUGGACUGAAGGCAACAGAGCAGAGUGCAUGAUGAAACUUCUCGACAACCUUUUGGAAGCUCUUACAAAGAAAGAUUUGCCUCAUUUCUUUGUGAGCUCAUACAAUCUGUUUGGAGUGGAUUAUAUUGAAGAUCCCAAGAUUCUUGAAUCCCUAGCCGAGAAAGUUAAGCAGAUCAUGGAAAGUCCAUUGGACUUUUCAAAGAAGUUGAUCCAGCAGUAUCGAGACGAUGCGAAGAAAGUCGAAGAGCAUGAAUGCGAAGAAACUGAGAAGACUGGAUCUGGAGGACAUAAUGAGAACCAAAGCAACGAGGAAACGUCAACAGCCCCUCUACGGCAAACGGGAUUAACACAAGGAAUCAGUGCAAUUCCAAGUUUUGGAUACCAUGAGCUGGAAGAUAUUUGCCUCGAGGUCUGCAAGGAGUUGAUCGAUAAGGCGUUAAACGGCGCUGACUGCGACCUUGAAACCCUGGAUCCUGUGGAAAGAUCCUUGGUCGAAGAUCUUAGAGAGCUGGCAAGCAUUCAUGGCUUAAAGGCUGAAGAAUUCCUUACAGUUAUUAAAACCUGCUGGGGAAGCACGAUGUGCUACCAAGUUUGGAUGAGCACCGAGCCCGACAUGAGGCGUCGUAUGCUUGAUGCCAUUCAAGGUCAUGUCGAAAUGAUCAAGUGGAUGUUGAAGCAGGACGAUUUCGCAGCUGGAAACGAGGAAGCUAUCGCCGACAGAAUGCUUGAUCCUACCGUUGACGAUCCCUUCGACUUGAGCCAUGUAAUUCCGGCUGGCGGUGUAGCACAGCUUUUAGGCAGAAGCAUCGAGAGUCUUGGGCAGAGUCUAAGUCAACCAACUCAGCUGCACGUGAUGAAUAUGGAUGACAUUCCAUUAGACUGACUUGAACCAUCUACUGGAUAUUGCAAUUAUUGCCAGAACCGGGUUUGUGCCACUUCGUCAUUUUUCCAUAACACAGCAAUUCAAUUGGCCAUUUCCUUUGGCUUCUGUGUGAAAACGAGUCUUCAUGUGAAACCAUUCAUAUGAAAAUGAGUUUCGCCUGCAGAUUCAUUUUCAUGCAUAUCAAACUCAUUUUCGUAUGAAACGUUUUCCACGAGGACUCGGUUCGAUACAGAGACUCAAGGUAACUCGGAAAUAGUCUUUUACUCCCCCACAAAAUGGUGGGCGUCAGAAAUCAAACAUGUGUCACAAAUUGUUCAGGAGAAAGACCUUUGUAAGGCUAUUUCUACGAGCGUAAAUUGCUGGUUACUUAGAAUUUCCACAUGAAAAAUGGAGAAAAUGGGAAGCCAGGAUUGCAUGUUGUUAAUUGACUCGAGUAAUAAAUUAGAUGCUUUAGAUUUACAUUUGGGAGCGCUCUAAUUGGAUGAAAACGUAGUUUGGUUUUAUCAAUCGGAAUUCAACAAAAGUCACAAGCCUUCAAAUUGUGACUUAGAUUAGCUUGUAUUUACAAAUUUUCCCGCGUUUGGGAUGUCACAUGUUUUUUUUUUACGUUUUGAUUGGUUCAUAGCGCUUCUUGCUUUGUUUGAUUGGGCAGAUGCGAUUGCUUUGUUACCCUGGGUACCAGAGAUAACCGACACCGGAAACCGCGCAGGAAAAACCUCUGGCACCCAGGGUAUUGCUUCGGUUUUGUUUCUACUGUAGGUAGAAGUUAUGACGGCUUUAUUGUGCGUUUAUAACUGCUGAAUUUGAUGCCAGUCUAGCACGCGUUGAUAUACGAUGACAGUUAUAACCAACACAUCAUUGAGUUAAAGAUCAUUAAAGACUCGAAUUGCGGAGCACAAAAAGGCAGUGGCAGGUUUUGACCAAAACUCUAAAGUUGCAAGCCACGCCCACCAUUUCAACCACAACAUGAACUUUGAAAACGUCAAGGUCGUUGGUUUCGAAGCUAAUUACCACGAGCGACUUUUCCUCGAAGCCUGGCACUCUACUUUGGACCCGAACGCUGGGAACGAUCAUAUUGUACUUCCAGAAGCCUACAAAGGCAUCGCGCGAGCAUGAAUUACAUGGUCACGCGCGCAAGCUUCGCGUCACGUUACUUUAAAUAGCGUAUGACAACGAAUUUGGUUUUCAUAUCACUGAUGAAGGCUUAAGCAUUAGCCGAAACAUCUGUUGAAAAAUAUCAAGAGUCAGUGGCAAACCUUUUUCCAUAGAACUUAUGACAGCACUGAGUUGAUCGCAUUUAUUUGGUAACCAACAAUAGCGAAUUAAAUCAUUGGUUUACUUAAUUCUUCACUAAAUUACUGCAGUAUCCCUUCGUAUCUAAAUAGACAGAACGAUAGAUAUUUCAGAUUGUAUAUCUAUGACAGUAAGAACGGUGGCAGUGUCCACUACGUGAGAUGAAUGAAACACGUCAGGAAAGCGAGCGGGAAGACAACUUUCUCGAAACUUUUUCUCUUACAAUGUUUUUUGCAGUCGAUUGUAUUUUGGACUGUAACGACGAUUUAAGUUAUCGAGAACAUACGAAAUAAUUUCGAAAUAUUACAUGCAUGUUCCUGGCACAAGUGAAAGCAACGGUUUACUUGUCCUCCCGGCCCAGAGAACAACAGAGUAGAAAAAGUUUCUAAUUGCGUGAAAGGAAUGUCAACUUAAAACACCAUUCAAUUUCACUGACGUAGAGGGCAGAGGCUAGUUCUCUAAAACACCGCAGCAGAUCGGGCAAGCCUUAUAAUAAGAUAAAAUAUAUUAAGAUCGCAUUUGACUUGUUAGUAGUGUUGAAUAUUAUUAUGUUAAUGUUAGUAGUGUUAAAUUCAAGAUAUGAAUAAUUGGACAAUUAAUUAGUAAUAGUAGUAGUCGUCGUCGAAGUCGUCCCCGUCGCCGCAGCCGUCCACGGCUCAGAGGAAAACAAUUAGUGUAAUGAAUAGGUGUAAUCCUUUGUUUAAUAAAUGGUGAUGAUGAUAA
Molecule: messenger RNA, 3344 nt
Organism: Orbicella faveolata
Lineage: Eukaryota; Metazoa; Cnidaria; Anthozoa; Scleractinia; Merulinidae
Source: RefSeq, a predicted model, not a curated record